Messenger RNA from Paramecium sonneborni, 2528 nucleotides. Lineage: Eukaryota; Ciliophora; Oligohymenophorea; Peniculida; Parameciidae. The record is from the annotation of a GenBank genome assembly.
CUAUUUAUCAAAUCUAAUGAGUAAAAUCACAAGUAUAAGCUAAAAAACAUCUUCUUAGAUUGAAAGUUCUUCAUAAAAUUUGCAAUCCUAAGGUAAUGGAGGCAGAUUCAAAGUAAAAUUGAAGGAUUAUAAUUUUUAGGAGGAAUUUGAGUAAAUGGAAAGAUAAAUAAAGAAUAGUGGAGGGAGUAGUUUUGUAUAGUAAUAUUCAAGUGUUGGAGGAGAGAAUUAGAAAAAUGUAAAAUUGGUCUAAAUUUUAAGUUUUAGGAAGAUGGAAAUAUAGAACUGGAAACAUAGAAAUUUGAGUCUUCUUAGGCAUAAAAUAGCUAAUUUGGAAGAUUGAAUGGGAAUGUAAUUAGUGUUAUAAUAAUGUUAAUAAUCAGAGUUCAUCAAUGAGAUAGAAUGGAGAGACGGAAGAAAAUGGUAGUUAUGAAGGAGUAAUGUAAAGCCAAGGUCAAUCAUUUUAAAAUGCAUAAACUUCUUCUGUAUUUGUUGAUUUUAAAGAUAGAGCUCUCAUUAGGCAAGCUAUUAAACACAAACAAUAGUUACAAAAACGAUAACAACAUCACAUAGAAUAUCAUAGUCCGGAGAUUAAGGAGAAGUAUAGAUAAAUAAAUAUAUAUAGAUGGAGGCUGGUGGAUAUGAAAUGAUGAAUGGUUAAGGUAGUAUGGAAGGGGAAGCUUAUGGAAGUGCAUCAGCAGUAUUAAUUAUAUAUUAAUCAAUAUUAAAGUAGUAUAUAUAUGGGGGAUACAAUCUUUAAGCUAAUCAUGCUAGUCUUGAAGGAGGCUUGUCUCUUAAUAAAUAUAAUUUUUCUAAUGCUUCUUUAAAGGUUAUUAUAAAAUUUAUUAGUUAUUAGGAAAAAUAAUUUAAUAGUUCAUCAGGAAAAGUUUAGAUGGCAUGUGAAGCUGCUAUGGCUGCUGCUCUAAGAAAAUAAGAAGAGGCAGCAGCUGCAGGAGGAGCUAUGGCAAGUUGGGAGUUAUAAAUGAAAGCUAUGGCAGAAUUAAAGGCUCAAUAUUAAUUAUCUGCAAAAAUAACUGUGAAAUAACGAUCUUUUUUAAUGUAUGGUUAUGGUUUUAGAGGCAAAGAUGCUAAACCAUAAAAAUGUGAUGAUGAAGAUUUAAAUAAACAAAAAUGUGAUGAUGAAGAUCUUAAUAAAAAUAAAUGUGAUGAUGUAGAAUAAGAGAAACCAAAAGAAGGAUUAAAUUUUGCUGUUUGUGAAGCAGAAUGUAUAGAAAAGCCAAAGAAAAAAAAACCAGAAGAUUUAAAUAGUGUUCCAUAAGAUGCAGAAGAAUUUACUAAAAAGAAAAAACCAAAUGGACCAGAAGAAUAACCUUGUGAACCAGAAGAAUUCAAUAAAAAGAAAAAACCUGAAUUAGAAAAGCAAUAAUGUGACCCAGAAGAUUUAAGUAAAAGCAAAAAUAAACCAACUACCUUAUCUCCUAAUAGUUAUUUUAAACCAAGAAGUGAAGAUUAUAUUAGAUUAAUACCUAGAAGUCCAUCUUAAGUGGUUUAUCCAGUUAGUUCAGUAAGAAAUAUUAUAAUGCCAUAACUUGUAACUUGUGAACCAGUUCAUGUAAUUGAUAAAUAAAAUUUUAGGUUGCAAAAUAACCAAUAUUAACUACAUGUUUGAGUGUGAGACAGCCAAUACAACCAGUUAUCAUUUAAGAAGAAGUUGUACCAACUAUUUUAUAAGGAGUAUAAUAUGGAACUCCAAGACCUUUAAGAUAGAGGGAAUCUUUCUAACCUAUUUAAUAAUAGUUAGUGGCUGUAUAACCUCAAACUGUUUAAUAAUAAACUUAUAUUUAAGUUCAAGCUUAACCAACUAUUUAAUAACAAAUUGUUCAAGUCUAAGAAAUGCAACCAUUACAAUAAGUAGUGAUGGUAUAACCUAUUCAUAAAGCUGAAACAUAUUCAUAAUAACUUAUUCAAGUUUAAUAACCUCAUGCAAUUGGUUAAGCUGUUUAAAUAACAGCCUAAUAAAAUCAUUAUGCAAGUGCUUAAACAAUUUAAUUGGUGACUUAAUAACCUUAAACAGUUACCUCUGUUGCUUAACCUGUAAUUUAAUUGUAGGCAGUAUAAUAAGAGAUGAUUCCUUAAGUGGCUAUGCAAUAAUAAUUAAUGAUUCCUUAAAUGACUCUAUAAAAUUAAAUCACUUCCUAGCCUUAAGUAGUCUUGUAACCAACUUAAUAAUAAUAGACUAUGGUAGUUUAAACCUAGCCUGUUUUGUAAUCAUAAACUAUUUAAAUGUAAUAGCCUAUUUUAUAAAUAUAACCCUAAUAAACUAUACAAAUAUAAUAAACAUAACAAGUAAAUUAUUAUUCAAUCCUAUACUAGGUUACAUCUCCACUGAGGUAACAACAGUUGGUUUUAUAGUCUUAAAUACCCUUAAAUUAUUCCACUCAGCCUAUUGAGCUUUUGUAAAGAAGUUAAUCUCCUACACAUAUUCCUGUGGGGUAACAGUAAUUCAAAUUUUAAAAUAUCCUUCACAAAGUGUGAAAAUCAAAUAGAAAUAUAUAUUUAUUCAAAUAUAG